This is a messenger RNA of Symbiodinium sp. CCMP2592, 462 nucleotides long. The record is from the annotation of a GenBank genome assembly. NCBI's taxonomy places the organism in Eukaryota, Dinophyceae, Suessiales, Symbiodiniaceae.
AUGGCCGAGAGCAAGUGCUGCGCCAAGUGCAGCCAGCACUUCCCGGAGAGUGCCCUUGUGCAGAAGAGCGCGAACUACCACCUCUGUCCGCUUUGCAACCGCCUCACAGCGUACCUCGCCCGGCUCGAGAUCCCUAGCGCCUUCAACACACUCAGCGACACCGAGGUUGCCAGCUUCUACGUCGGAGCCAGAGACACAGUGAAGUGUGCCGGCAACGCUCACGUCGUGACCUCACCUGUUCCUGGCAUCGUCGCAGAUUGCCGUCAAGUAGAGAACGGAGAUUACUACAUCUUCGUGCAGCCCUAUGACCGGGCACCUGGCUUUGGGUCGACCGUAAAGGGCGAGCUGUGGACACUAACCGCUGCAGCCAAGCCGGUGCCGGUGCGCUUCAGGAGCAGGCAACCCGUUCUCUGUGCUUCGUUCUGGAGCUUCGACGACAAUGGUCUGCUGGUGUUGCCCUAA